Messenger RNA from Nerophis lumbriciformis (worm pipefish), 918 nucleotides. The record is from RefSeq and is a predicted model, not a curated record. NCBI's taxonomy places the organism in Eukaryota, Metazoa, Chordata, Actinopteri, Syngnathiformes, Syngnathidae.
AUGACCAAGGGAGAAGACUCUCACCUGACAAUGGCCCUUUCUCACCAGAGUGAUGGGACCAGUGGAAGUUUUGAUCAGAGCAGCCCCUCAUCCUACUACUCCAGGAAUAGUUAUGAAAGCAGCCCUGCCUCGUCUUUUGGCAGUGACAGGGGCCGUCACAGGUCUUCAUCCAGCGGUGGUUCCUCCUCUCGUUCCAGGUCCCGCUCUCAUCCUCGCUGCCACAGACAUUCCCAUUGUCGCAAUCAUCGUAGAUACAGCCGCAGCCGCCACCGUUCCUCACGCCACUACAGAGCACACUCUCGAUCCUACAGUCGCUCACCAUCACUGGACAGGUAUCACAGGCACCGUAGACACUCCAGUUCCAGGUCCCACUCAAGGUCUUCACUGGCAAGGAGCAGAUACAGCAGGCCUCAGGCUCAUUUUAAUAGGUUUCCAAGAUCACGAUCCAGAUCCUAUAGAAGCCCCUCGAGAUCCUCAGGGAGUUCAGUCAGCUUGAGUUUGGAAGAUAAGAGAGAACUCUUAAAAGCUGCAAAAACCAAUGCCAUGAAACUGCUUGGAGUGGAGAAACUGGAGCUUCCUAAGAGUGUGAAACCGAUACUCUCAGAGCAAAUUGAGGAGCCUGACUGGGUGUUACCAGAGUCUGAGCCAAGGGUGAGACCACGACCCGAAAAGAUGUCAUCACAGAGCAAUGAAGCAGAGGCCAUUAUCAUCAAUCCAAAGAUGACCACAAAAACAAAAACCAUCACUUUCAGCAUCAAUAAUUGUGUGGCCAAGCCGACCAUCGCUGUACCAACUACUGUCAAGGUAACACCCAGAGAGGAGACCUAUGAAAGCAGCAUGCCCUAUGGCCACUGGGUCCCAGUGAUGAGCAGCAAGUCCUUCAGGGCACGUAAACAAGUCCGCAAAAAGUCAAAAUAA